CCAGCGAUCCUCUGUCUCAGCUUCCCCACUGGAAUUACAGACAUGCACCACUGGAGGGUGGACCCAAACACAAGUCCUCAUGCUUGUGUGGUAAGUUCUUUACUGAAGGAGCAGUUUUCCCUAACCUGCCGAGGCUAGCUUUUGACUUCUGAUCCUCCUGCCUCAUCGCCCAAGUGCUAGGAUUCUGGGCAUAUGUCUGGUUCAAGUCCAGUUUAUUUUAUUUUUAUUUCAUGUGUAUGGGUGUUUUGCCUGCAUGUGUGUCUGCGUCAUGUGGGUGCAUAGUACCUGUGGAGGCCAACAGAGGGCGUCGGAUCCCCUAGAACAGGAGUUAUAGAAGGUUGUAAACUACCGCGUGGAUCCUGGGUCUAGAACCCUGGUCCUCUGGAAAAGCACCAAAUGCUCCUAAUGGCUGAACCACCUCUCCAGGCCCCCCCCCCCUCAAAUCCAGUUUUUACAAAUCUUGUAUUCACUCAACAAACACUUACCUUGAAGUACUAUUGUAAAAAUCACCUAGCAAGAUCCACAGAGGAUGCCUAAAGAGUAUCUGGGCUGUCGAUCAACGUUGAUUUCAUUAUCCUGGUCCUUGGGCCAGGGGGCACAAGGCCGUCAAUGAUUGGUUCUGAGGGUCUUGGAAGGUCCUUGGGGGGUUGGGGCCAGACAGCUCUCACAAUGAUCUAGAACACUCCCUCACUCUAAGUUCUCAUCCCACUUCGACUCCUCUCCCUGUCCCAGGGAGGGGAGGAAGGGUCUGUCAUGAGUCACUGGGGGGCACGCCCCUUUGGGAUUUCUUAUUUCUUCCUUCAAUUCUGAGCUUGAAGCUCCUCAGUACCUGCAAGUCCUCUCUGGUGGUGGCCACUGGCCUGUAGCCUUUUCCCUCCUGCACCUCAGAUGCUGGCUUUGUGCCAUACUUUGGACUUGUGGUGUCAAGAAAGAUUGCCUCGGUUGUGGUGUCAAGAAAGAUUGCCUCGGUCAUGAAGUUCUUGAAAUGGAUUAGGCAAAUUUGGCGAAAGCUGCCCAGUUGGGUCCUGUUCUGGAAACGCCUAACCAAGUCAGGCCCAUCCGAUCAGCAUGUGAAGUGUCCUCCGUUGAAGGGACCGGAGAAACCUUCCGUGGAUUUUGACACUGUAAAGUUGGUCAAGUCCCACAAAGAGGCCAUGGUCGCUGACCUGGAUGUGUGCCCAGGGAUGCUCGAACCCAGUGUGCUGGCCUCGAUCAAGGAAAAAUCUUCCCUGCAUGAUGAAGAGAGUCAUUUGAGUCAUGACAGUCGCUCCCUGAUGACCGUGGUCCACUCAGUUUCUACAUUUAUGUUCUCCGUGCUGCAGUCCGGUUGGAGAUUGUGUAGGUGGAAGUCUUCUAUGAGUGCUGCCUCAGUUUCCUCCCAUACGAGGAGCCGCUCGGUCCUGGGCACACCAGAGGCGGAGAUGCUUCGGGAAGUGUACCUGGUGCUCUGGGUCAUUCGCAAACAACUACGAGAGCUGGCCCGCAGGCAGGAGAGGCGCAGACGGCGCCGCAUGCGCUCUCAGCCUUCCCAUACUUCCCGCCACUCGGAACCAGUGCAGGGCCUCAAACACGAUGCCCGAAGUCCCCUCUAGGCAGGGGAGCCCCAGAUCUUUUGAAAGCCCCCCACCUCACUCUUACGGAAGGGUGACAGGAAGGGGUUCAAGGCCAUCAGGGCCAGAGCUGCUGGUGAGGAGACGUUUGACCAUACUGUCAGAUCUCACCGGAACCCCAAGACCAGGCCUAGGGUCGGACACACUCCCCUUCUCUGUGUUUAUUCAAUUUGUAAAAAAAAAUUAUCUGAAUAGUGAGAAAUAAA
Molecule: messenger RNA, 1816 nt
Organism: Apodemus sylvaticus (European woodmouse)
Lineage: Eukaryota; Metazoa; Chordata; Mammalia; Rodentia; Muridae
Gene: Spacdr
Product: sperm acrosome developmental regulator
Exons: 3
Coding region: 972-1592 (206 amino acids)
Source: RefSeq, a predicted model, not a curated record